This is a messenger RNA of Clunio marinus, 2253 nucleotides long. NCBI's taxonomy places the organism in Eukaryota, Metazoa, Arthropoda, Insecta, Diptera, Chironomidae. The record is from the annotation of a GenBank genome assembly.
GUCCUCGAUAGACGUAAAUAAAAAGUGUAUUUUGAUGCAUAAAAAACAAUAUCAAGAUAUUUAAAUCAUGAAACGGAGAACUGAUGCCGGUGGUAAACUUCGAAGAACGAUUAAACGUAACAAUGGAUUGAGUGGAAACAGUUCUACAACUCUUUUCUAUAUGAAGAUCAUUUUGAUUUGGUCAUCUGUUAUUUUUUGUGAUUACAUUUCUGAAUUAAGAUUUGAAUACCUCUGGCCAUUUUGGCUUCUUCUUCGAUCUUUAUAUGAUUCUUACAAAUACAAAGGAUUGGCUUUCUCGUUUCUAUUCAUUUGCAUUGCCAUCACCAGUGAUUUAGUUUGUCUCUUCUUCAUCCCAGUUCAGUGGAUCUUCUUUGUAGCCUCAACUUACGUUUGGAUACAAUUUGUUUGGAUUCAUACAGAAAAAGGAAUAUGUUUGCCAACAAUAAUUUUGUGGCUUCUGUUUGUAUGGAUGGAGGCAAAGAUUCGAUGGAAAGAUAAUAGAAACAUGCCUCAUUUAGAUCUGUGUCGGCCAUUUGCAGCUCAUUGUAUUGGAUAUCCUGUAGUGACACUCGGAUUUGGGUUUAAAAGCUACAUAGGCUACCGAAUACGUCAGAGAAAGCAAAAAGAAAUCGCCAAGGAAAAUGAAUUUUACAUGCAGCUUUUGCAAGAAGCUCUUCCACAAGAAGAGACUGAUAAGAGCCAAGAACAAAUUGAAGUUGUACCAGUGACAAGCAAUGGAAACCUUCCACAUUUUAAAAACGAUCAGAAUCAUCAUAAAAGCAACCAGACAAAUGGUCUGAUCGAUAAUCUCUCGUCAACGAAUAUGAAUGGAACGAGUAAUCACAAGCAUCAUUCUAAGAAGAAUGCAGAAAAGGAAAAUGGGUUCGUUCAGAAUAUUGAAAAUCAUCAGCACGAGACGAUACCCAACAAUAUUGUUUUAAGUAAACCAGGAACAAAAUCGAACAAUCUGAAUUUCAAUAAUUUGCAGAGUGUGAAGAAUACCAACACGACAUCAUAUCAGCAAAUUCAAAAUGGCAUUGGAAGUUCAUUAAAAGAGCUCAAUGUAUCGAAUAAGUGUUCACCUUACAAGAGUAAGGAUGAUCAUAAUACUUACAUAAGUUCAAAUGCUUGUAAAAAAGAGUACGAGAAAGAGAAAAUAAUUAAAGAUCAAAUAUAUGAGGACACGAUUGAGUCACCACUUAAUCAAAAGCGCAAAGAAAAACAGAAAGACAAUCAGCAAUAUCAUCAGCAACAUCAGCCGCAAGCUACAAAUAACAUUCAAAAUGAAAAAGCCAAGGUUUGUGAACAGUGUCAGAAGUUGGAACAAGAGACAAAGCGUCUUAAGUCGGAAGUUCAAACUCUCAAAACUUUGGAACAAGAUACCAAACAGAAACUUGAGACGAUCAAAAACAGUUUACAAAUAAAACAAAAAGAUAACGAAGACGCUCAAAAGCAAAUUUCUGAUUUUCAAACUCAAGAGCGACGGAAUCGUCAGUUCUUUGAAUCACAACUAAGUCAAGAAAAGAAAUUAAGAAAACAAGCUGAAGAGAAAGCAAACAUGACACGAUGUGCAGAAAGUUGCAAAAUGAAGAAGAUUCAAAUGGAGGGUGAGAAUAAUAAACUGAGACGAGAACUUAUGUUAAUUGAAGAAUCGAAGCAAAAUUUAGAGAAGCAAAAUCGACUCUACGAACAUGAGAAUAAACUGUGUCAGAUGCGUAAAUAUGAGAAUGAGUUACGAAAUCGUGAUCAGUGUCAAAACACCGAAAUGUUACGAUCGGCAUUGUCUGUGAUGCAGGAGAAAAACUCCACAUUGGAAAAGAACUUGUCAGCUGAAACCCGAGUUAAGUUAGAUUUGUUCUCAGCUCUAGGAGAAGCACGCCGUCAACUUGAGAUUAAAGAGAAUUGUCUCAGGAACAAGGAUAACCAAUUGGAUGAUCUGAAAGCAAAAAUAGCUCAGCUUCUAGCUGUAAUGCCUGUUGACUCUCAACUCUCAAACUUACUUCCAAUCAGCUCCAUGCCUAUGACUUCAACUACGGCAUCGAUAUCUGUUAUGGAUCAAUCGGAGGCUCUUGCUUCUUAUGUUAAAAAUUCUCAACUUAAUGCUGGUUAGUCUGAACAAGUGAACGUCAACUGUGCUAUUCAUGAUAUUUUUUGAAUUUUUUUUUAAAUGUUUCAUUUGAAUUAUUUAAUAUCCGUAUAAAACUCUUUUUGAUGUGAAAAAUACAAACAGAUAGAAUGAAAGAAAAGCCUAAA